Phytophthora nicotianae INRA-310 is the source of this 843-nucleotide messenger RNA. RefSeq lists its product as hypothetical. The record is from RefSeq and is a predicted model, not a curated record. The transcript is spliced from 4 exons. NCBI's taxonomy places the organism in Eukaryota, Oomycota, Peronosporomycetes, Peronosporales, Peronosporaceae. The coding region runs from base 1 to 843 and encodes 280 amino acids.
AUGGCUUCACGCAAACCGCAGCGAAGGAUGCUCAAGAGGUGCGAUGGACUGGGCUGCUGCAGCUGGAAAUCUGCGUUUGGUGCAGUGGUUCCACAUACACCGGCGAGAAGGAUGUACAACAAGAGCAAGAUGACUGGGCUGCUGAUGCUGGUCAUUUGGAUACCGUUCAAUGGCUGCACAACAACAGGAUUGAGGGGGACGCGGGCCGCGCUCUUUGUGUUGCAGCAAGCAGUGGCCACCUGGAAGUCGUGUGGUGGCUGCACGCAACGAGGGGGCAAGGAGCAAAGCGGUGAUAUGGACAGUCAAGCGGCCCUUGAAAUCGCAGACGCGCAUAACCACUCGGACGUAGUUGAGUGGUUUCAAGCGCAUCAAAAGGCAUGCAACCCGCUAGAUUGCGACUCUGGAUAUCAAGUCACGUCCCGAGCAGACCGUGGGUCUGAACAAGUCCGCUGUCAUUUCAUGUUAAAGUAUCCCGUGUCAUAUGUGAAAUCCCUCAAGUGGUCGCCGACGGCCACAAGUAUGCGUAGCCCAAAGCAAGCACGGCAUAACGCCAAUGAGGGCGUGGUGAUCCAUACACAAAUCAGCAGUGGUCGUGCACCCACAUCUUUUGUCAGUCCGAGCGGAGUGUCUUGCGGCUGGAUACGGUCGAGUGACGAAGAAAACAUUGCUGUCAAUGCGGGAUAUGUCGAGUGGACACUGGUGAAUCGGGACAAAGUCGUAGCCGCCGCCGACAAAUGGCAGUUCGCCGGGACUGUUGCGUACAAGUACGGAAUGAUUGUUCGGGCGUUCCGCAAACUGGUCGAUUUGUUGGUGAUAUUCUGGUGGCGCAGCCACGACCGCUGA